Messenger RNA from Oncorhynchus nerka (sockeye salmon), 3256 nucleotides. Its product is annotated as RNA cytosine-C(5)-methyltransferase NSUN2-like. Gene Ontology annotation, cellular component: nucleus; cytoplasm. Bases 411 to 2699 code for a protein of 762 amino acids. Gene Ontology annotation, molecular function: tRNA binding; tRNA (cytidine-N5)-methyltransferase activity. Gene Ontology annotation, biological process: tRNA methylation. NCBI's taxonomy places the organism in Eukaryota, Metazoa, Chordata, Actinopteri, Salmoniformes, Salmonidae. The record is from RefSeq and is a predicted model, not a curated record. The transcript has 19 exons.
GUUUAAAAUAUAAAAAUAAAGUAUAUAGCCAUUGCCCCUGGUUUCCUUAACUGGCGAGGAAUAAGCCACCGUACUAUAUCGUUGAUCAGACAUUGUUUGGAGGAAGGGGCAUUAGUGCACACAAAAAAACGUAUCAUUUAUCACUGUCUGACUAGCUCCAAAACGAAAACAUAUUUGAGUGUGUUUUUGGUUUUAGUUGGCCAAAAUGUUGCACUGAUAUUUUCUAUUUCUCAGGCUAAUACAUCGCCACCCAUAAACUGGGGUCCUAUCUCACAUGUGUGCGUCAGAGGCUGAAACAGAACACGAGUGCAGUACCAUUCGCAUUUCAAUCACCCUGUUAGCAAAAUACAUUUAGCUACACCAGAACGUUGCUUCGCAGGUUCAUAUUCAGAGUAGUGUGUGUUUCCAAAAUGGGAAAGAGAAGUCGACUGAGAAAGAAGGAGCAACAAAAUAAUAGCAAGCCUGGUGGAAGAGAUAACCGGGACAAUGCUGGUUGGGGUGCAGGCUACGCUGACAUCAUCAAGGAGAACAAGCUGUUUGAGGCAUACUACCAGGAGCUUGGCCUGGUGCCCGAGGGGGAGUUUGACCAGUUCAUGGCGGCUAUGAGAGAACCGCUGCCCGCCACCAUCCGCAUCACUGGAUACAAGAGCCAUGCCAAGGAGAUCCUCCACUGUCUGAAGAACAAGUACUUCAAGGAGAUCCAGGAGGUAGAGAUCGACGGGCAGAAGAUAGAGGCUCCUCAGCCUCUGAGCUGGUACCCAGAUGAGCUAGCAUGGCACACCAACAUGAGCAGGAAGAUCCUGAGGAAGUCUCCUCUCCUGGAGAAGUUCCAUCAGUUCCUGGUCAGCGAGACCGAGUCGGGUAACAUCAGCAGACAGGAGGCUGUAAGUAUGAUCCCUCCUCUGCUGAUGAAGAUUGAGCCCCACCACAAGAUUCUGGACAUGUGUGCUGCUCCUGGAUCUAAGACAGCGCAGUUGAUUGAGAUGCUCCAUUCUGAUAUGGACGUACCCUUCCCAGAGGGCUUUGUGAUAGCCAACGACGUGGACAACAAGCGUUGUUACCUGCUGGUGCACCAGGCUAAGAGACUGAACAGCCCCUGUAUCAUGGUGGUGAACCACGAUGCCUCGUGCAUCCCCAGACUACAGAUAGACACAGAGGACGGACAGAAGGGCACACUGUUCUACGACCGCAUCCUCUGCGACGUCCCCUGCAGUGGAGAUGGCACCAUGAGGAAGAACAUUGACGUGUGGAAGAAAUGGACCACCAGUAACAGCCUGCAUCUCCAUGGUCUCCAGAUCCGUAUAGCAGUGCGUGGUGUGGAGCAGCUAGCUGUAGGAGGGAGGAUGGUCUACUCUACCUGUUCACUCAAUCCUAUAGAGGACGAAGCUGUCAUAGCAACGCUACUGGAGAAGAGUGAAGGUGCGUUAGAGUUAGCAGAUGCGUCAGUUGAUCUCCCAGGGUUAAAAUGGAUGCCUGGAGUCACCAAAUGGAAGUUGAUGACUAAGGAGGGUCAGUGGUAUAAGGACUGGUCCGAGGUGCCAGUCAACCGCCACACACAGAUCAGACCCACCAUGUUCCCUCCCACAGACACAGAGAAACUGGCCAAUAUGAAGUUGGAGAGAUGUAUGAGGAUCCUGCCCCAUCACCAGAACACGGGAGGCUUCUUUGUAGCUGUCCUGGUCAAGAAAGCCCCCAUGCCCUGGAACAGAAGAUUCCCCAAGUUGAGGAAGGAGCAGUCAUCCAGCUCCGUGCCCCAGCCAGAGGACUCUCCAGUGGGCACCCCUCUUCCUGAGACGCCCUUGGAGGAUGGAGAGAGAGAUGGAGGGAAGGAGGCAGGAGAGGACUCUCCCAAAGAGCCAGAGGCAGGCGAUCAGGCCAAGGAAUCCAACGUGUGUGGGCCUCCUCCCAAUAAAAAGAUGAAGAGGCAUGGUUUUAAAGAAGACCCCUUUGUCUUCCUCACUGAAGACGACCCUGUCUUCCCCCCAAUAGAGUCAUUCUAUGACCUGUCUCCAGACUUCCCAAAGAUAAACGUUCUGACCAGAACCCACGAGGGGAAGAAGAGACAUCUGUACAUGGUCUCCAAGGAGCUACGCAACGUCAUGCUCAACAACAGUGAGCGAAUGAAGGUGAUCAACACAGGGGUAAAGGUGUGGUCUCGCAACAGCGACGGGGAGGAGUUUGGCUGUGCCUUCAGACUAGCCCAGGAGGGUAUCUAUACUCUGUUCCCCUACAUCCGCUCCAGGAUGAUCACAGUGAGUGUCGAGGACAUUAAGAUUCUACUGACUCAGGAGAACCCGUACCUCAGCAAACUGGAGGAAGACGCUCACCAACAGGCCAAGAAGAUGGGAAUGGGCAGUAUCGUGCUAAAAUACCGGCCUGACAAUAGUAACCCCGAUGGUCCUCAGUGUCCUAUAGAGCUGUGUGGCUGGAGAGGCAAGACCUCCAUCAGAGCCUUCGUGCCCCGCAACGAGAGGUUCCACUACCUCCGCAUGCUGGGGGUCGAGGUAUUCAGAGACAAACAGGGGCAGGGACCCAGGGAGGAAGAGAAGGAGGUGAAGGAGGAGGUGAAAGAGGGGGAGACAGAGAAUGGGAAUAAAGAUGUCAGCCCAAAACAGGAAUUGAGAGGUGAAAAUCGAGGUGACGAGCACCUGAAAGGAGAUGAGAGGGAGGGGGGAGGGGAGAAUUUGACCAGCACCUGAGACGAGUAGAAGGAAAUGUGUAACUUAAUAGUCUUAACAAGUUUUCCUCUCUUUGGCUGCACUGAUGUUAAUGAACUGGAGGUCAUCCACCAUGUUGUCACCCAUGUUUUUUGCAGAUGGAGAAGAGGAGUUAAGAAACCACUUUAGACUAGUAAGAUACACGGAGAAGGGAGGAAGUGGAGCUGUAUGAGGUUGAGCAAUGCUGGCCAGACAAGAGCUAGACCAAACAUGAGAGAGAAGAGGGGUGUUGGGUAGCUCAGUAGUACUUCUAAACCACUGCCAUAGCAGAAUGGCCACCCCUCCUAGACGGGGCAUGUGGACUCUUCCAUGCUCCCCCAGACUUGGUGUGCUUCAAUGCUUUAGUGACUUUUAUUUUCUAUUGCCGGUUUUAUUUUACCAAAACUCAACUCCACUGGCAAAACAUGGAGAGAGAGUGUUGUUUUUUUUUCUUAUUGUGCAUGUUUGAAGGUUUCUCUUAAUGACCAUUUCAUUUUUUUUAUCAUUGUAAGUAAGAAGAAAGGUGGAAUUGAUUAAAAGUAUUAAAUUCAUAUAACGCC